Molecule: messenger RNA, 4057 nt
Organism: Cinara cedri
Lineage: Eukaryota; Metazoa; Arthropoda; Insecta; Hemiptera; Aphididae
Source: the annotation of a GenBank genome assembly
AUGGGCAAAGUCGAAAAUCACGCCAAAAAGAACUCGGGUAAGUGUCCACAAAAUACGGUUCGGUAAUGUAAUUCAACGUAGGCGCGUACCUGCGCUUCGCCCGGGCAACGGAUACCGUUUCGUUGCUCGCAAUAAUAAUAGCCGGGUUCGUCGUACAAUAAUAUGUCAACACGGUGGGUAAUUUUGGAAUACUCGACGUUCGCAUGCACUUGCGCGCCUCGUUUUUGGAAAACUCGUGUGUCGGGAAAUUAUUAUUAUUCGACCGUUCGACAAACAUUGAACCGUGUGCUGUAAAAUGCAAACAAAACCAACCGUACCCUGUGGAAGUACUCGUGUUGAUUUAAACAAACUAAUAAUAUUUAAUGAACGCCGCCGACAGAAUGAUUUAUUUCACAGUUUAAAACAAUCGUUUUAUGAUACGUAUGUUCUAUUAUUGUACAUUAUAUUUUGUAAAAAUAAUACCUAUACGAUUUUUUUUUUUUUUUUUUAUUACAAAUUUGACGUUAUGUACAAUCAAAUAAAUAUUUGAUAGUAUAAUUAUAUUGGGUACCUGUAUAUUAUUAAUAAUUAAUUUGUUUAAUAGCACCUCAGAGUUUGUCAUUGAUUGUUGUACUGUCCAAAAAUACUAUACAAAUUAUUUGAACAUGCCAUGUUUUAUAAAUGUAUACAUUGGUAUUUUUCAAAUUUAUGUUUCAAUGUUAAAAAUUUAAUUUAUUAAGUAACAUAAAUUAUGUUUUUUUUUUUUUUUGUUAAAUAGGUUCUCUAUGGGACUUUAUCCGAAUAGAAUUCAAACGUGGUUAUUCACUAGAAAAUGAUGAAAAGGAAUUUUCGGAUAGACGAGAAAAAGUUUAUACUUUUAUGAAAAUACCCUUAGAAGUGGAAAAAUUCAUGUUUUAUGGUUUUUGUCAGGUAUGCAUGCCCAAUUUUUUAUAAUAUGUACCUAUCUAAUAAAUUACUUUUUAUUUAUUCACAAAAUUCGACUCAGUCAAAAUAUGAUUAUGUAUUAAUUUUAGUGCGCAGAUUCAUUCCUUUUUGUCUAUACAUUCCUCCCAUUGCGAGCAUUAUUCGCAUUGAAAUCAUUAAUUUGUCGUUCUAUAUACAAAUUCAAGUAAGUAUAAUAAUUAAACAUAUUCAUAGAUAUUUUAAAUUUCAACAGAAUUGUUUUAGGGGAAAACGUAAAAGUAAUCUUCUGUCUGCAGCAGAAUCGUGUGACUUGUUAAAGAUAGCUGUACUGAUAUCAUGUUCGAUGAUGUUAAUGCCCGUGGAUACGUCAAUAAUGUAUCAUGUAAUUAAGAGCCAAUCGGUUAUCAAACUGUAUAUAUUCUUUAAUAUGUUAGAGGUGAUUAUUUUAGUUUUUACUAAUAUCCAUUAGGUACCUUAUGUAGGCAUUUUUUUGUUAACAAUAAAAAAAAACAUGGAAUGUUUAAUAUGUUAAUACUUGUUACCUAAAAUUGUUUUUUUAUGAUGAAAGGUCGGCGACAGAUUAUUUUCAUCUUUCGGCCAAGAUAUUUUGGAUGCAUUGUUUUGGACCGCUACCGAACCAAAAAGUAGUCGAAGAGACCAUUUUGGCGUUAUACCACAUUAUAUAAUUGCAGUCUUUUAUGUCCGUAUCCUUUAUAAAAAACAAACUAAUUAUUUAAAUAUGAUAAAGUUUAUAUAUAUAUAACAUUGAUAAUUUAAAAAAAAAAAAAUCAAAACAAUGAACAUUAGUAAUACUCCUUGACCUACAAAAUAAUUUCAGUUUUACAUAGCAUACUUGUAUUAUGCCAAGCUACAACAUUGAAUGUUGCCAUUAACUCCAGUCAUAAAGCUUUGUUGGCCAUUAUGAUGUCCAAUAAUGUAUGAGUAAUUUCCCCCAUAUUUUAUUGAUUUUUACCCAGCUAUAAUAAUAACAUUUUUAUCAGUUUGUAGAACUAAAAGGAAGUGUUUUCAAAAAAUUUGACAAAACUAACUUAUUCCAGCUGGCAUGCAGUGAUGUUCGCGAACGUUUCCAUUUGUUCAUAUUAUUAUUAAUAGUGGUAGUACAAACAAUGAAAGAAUAUCAAUGGACUAUUGGUAAGUGCAUAACUGAGAUAGCCAUGAAUUUGAUAGAAAAAAAUACCUAACUUAUGUGAUAUUAACAUUAUUUUUGUUUGUAAUAAAAUUAAACUUCAGUUUUGUGUGAUAGUCUAAAUUAAACCAAAAAGCUGACACUGGGGACAGAUAUGCCACUGUUGUAGGUGGGUAGUUAGGAAGGUAGGAUACACAAAAUUAUUUAAUGUUUUGUUUAUAAUCAACAAUAAACUAUUAUUUAAAAAAAAAGAUUCGUAGCGAAGUUAUCUAUGUUUUGAAAGGCCUUAAUAUUUACAAUUUUCAUCAAGUGAUUAAUUGAUAAAAAUACAUUACACUCAAUGACUUUUUUUUAUUUUACCACUAAGUACAAUCUAUAAUGAAACUUUUGUUAAUUUCUAUAGCAUUACUAUUUAGUCGGACAAUUUUAUCAUUGGAGAAAAUCAAAAACUUACCUCUAUAAUGCACCAACUAAAUGAAAUUUCCUUUCAGAAAAGAUACUACACUUGAUAUAUCAAAGCAAGUUUUCUCUUUAAAAAGUUCUUUUGGCAGAAAAAAAAGGCUAGAUUUAGUUAUGUUCACUCUUCUUUUUUUAAAUGACUCGCAUCACUUAUAGUAAAAUCUGAAAAUCAAGCGUAAAAUUACUUAGGGUGUUAUUGACUUUAUUUUUUCGUUCGUACUAAUAAUAACUCAAGCUGUCUUGACCCAGCAUUGUAUUGUAAAUUUGUAACAACUCAACCUAUAAACCAAUUAGAAACAUAUAUUAUUCAUAAAGAAAUAACAUUUUUCAUUUUUACCUUUUUUUAAUUUUGAAAAAUCCUUUAGUGUAGGUCUUUACAUCCUAAAAUGAAACUAUUGACCAAAUUUCAUAUUUAUAGCUCCAGCAGUGGCUUGGCAAUAAUGAAUCAGUCAGUUAGUUAGAAUAUGUUAUUUUAUGUUAUAUUAUACAUAUAGAUUUGGUUGUUUUUUUUUUUUUUUUUUGUUAAACCAAUUAUAAUUUGUAACAAAUUAGUAUUACCCGCAGCUUUACAUUAUUAUUAUCAUUUUGGAUUGCAUUAUAUAUUUAUUUACAAGUGAUUAAUUUUAAAUUUAUUUUGUUUAGAAUCAUUUUUGGACUUGAUGCUUGACUGUGCAUAUGUAAUGAUAUCAGAAAUGUUAAUUGACUGGACAAAACAUGCGUUCAUUACAAGGUUCAAUGAAAUACACUUGUCUGUGUACAGUGACUAUGUGUUGAGCUUUGCUUAUGACACUGCACAGUCUCGUCAUAAUAAGGUUAGUUUGUAAUUAAUAUUUAAUUGUAGAUAAGUUAUAGAAUUUUUUUUGUUUUAGGCAUUUGCUGACCACUCAGAUUUAGUAGCAAGGCGAAUGGGUUUCAUUCCAAUACCAUUAGGUGUAGUUAUGAUUAAAGUACUUACUAGAUGUGUAUUUAUCGAUGGACGAUUCGCUUCUAUAAUUCUCUUAUUAUUUGCAUUUAUAUGUCUAAUCACUGUGAAAAUUGUUAAUCUUGUGUAUAUACUAGGAAAAGCUUGCAAGUUAAUAGAUUUUCAUAAAAUGGUAAAUGACCUUUCAAUUCACAUCUCAAAUUAGUUAAUAAUAUUUUACUAUAUAAUUUUAUUUUUAGUCUUUAAUGAAAAGUCAUCACAUUAUAAAUGGCGUAAGUUGUCAAGAUAUGGCGACUAGUCCAAUGAGACCACAAUUCCGUAAAAAGCAACCUUGGAAUGAUAACAAAGAAAAUAAACCUUCACCUCUUAUUGAAGUACCACCACUUGGACCUACUCCAAUGUUCGCCAAUAGCAAUGUUCGUAUGCAUUAACAUUGUAUAACUAAUAUUUAAAAAAAUCUGAAUUCUGUAAUAAUAAUAUGGUCUAUAUAGGUGAAUAUAAAGGAGGCGUGCCUUAAUACACACAUAUUGGAAGAUAUUGUUGAAACAGAUUUGACUCACAGUGACACUGAUCUAAACAUAUCUGCAAUACGCGACAGUGAUACUCUGAGUACAAAAUCGGCCUGA